Setaria italica (foxtail millet) is the source of this 764-nucleotide messenger RNA. RefSeq lists its product as uncharacterized. The transcript has 3 exons. Gene Ontology annotation, biological process: transposition. The record is from RefSeq and is a predicted model, not a curated record. NCBI's taxonomy places the organism in Eukaryota, Viridiplantae, Streptophyta, Magnoliopsida, Poales, Poaceae. Bases 456 to 764 code for a protein of 102 amino acids.
UGGUGGGCGGUUUGAGGAAGAUAGCAUCACUUUACGCAAGAGCGACCAGUAGAGGGUCUGACGCAGCUGAAGGGUCCAACGUAGCUGAUGAGUCCGGGAGGGGUCGAGGGAAGGGUGGAGGCAAGACAAGGCACCGUCACAUGUACCUUCAUCGUCGUCUGAGUCUGAGGAGGUACCUUCCGCGCACGCAUCCUCUGAUGAGGAGCAGGUACAGGUGGAGGAGGUGGCAGGGGGUUCUGGUUCCUCUAGUUCGAUGCGUGUCUGGUUGCGAGGUCCCUCGACCCUCCCGAGGCGACUGAUACAUCCUGAGAGACGUCCGCUGAUUCGACCCUCUGGGUCCAAGGGUUGGACGAAGGUCGGUGCAAGGAUGCCAUGUCAACGCAAUCCUUGGUCUUCUGGUCAGGCAACUAUUCCCUAGCCUGGUGGAGUUCGGCGGAAUUGUCGAGCCGGCCUUCAUGUGGGACCACUACGCCGCCACCCCUGACGUCCCUGAUCGGGAUGGCAGGGUAUUCGCCAACAAGGCGCAGCAGGUUAAGGCCGAGCUGUGGGACUUCUUUAGAUGCCAGGAGGGAUACGAGGCCAGGGAGAAUGCUGUGGCUGACAAAGCCGCCAAGAAACUCAUCAAGGACAUGCACUACGAGGUACGCGUCCAGGUCAUCGUCACAUACCACAUGGGCAUCCUUCGAGUGAAGAUCUCUAAAACUGAGACAAGAACCAUGAAGCUAACCCGGAAAGAAUACUUGAAAGUAAAUAUAGAACAUUAA